AAGAAACACUCUUUCUUCAAAGACCACAUCCUCCCUUUCUUAAUGUAGACAUGUUUACUGUGAGUUACUGACACACAGUAUUUCUCAUGUAUGUGAUCUAGCUGCUGAUUUAACAGAGACCAGAGGAGCAGCUAUGAGUUUAACAGCAGCAGCGAGUGGAUUUGUUGUCUUCCUUCUCUCUGUACAAGUGAUACAGGGUCACUAUGGCUGGGGAGUGACUUACACCUCUACUCAGAUCUGUGCUGUUAAAGGUUCAACAGUGAACAUACGCUGCAGCUACAGAUACCCAGACUGGUGGAAAGGCAGUGUUACUACAGUUGAGAGAACAUUAUGGUUUACUAAAAUGAAUUAUUAUCAACCUGUAGAUCUGACAACAGACUCAGAAUAUUCAGGUCGUGUGCAGUACAGUUAUAAAAACAAGGACUGCACUCUGAGAAUCUCAGACCUGAGAGAGAGAGACUCAGCUGUGUACAAGUUCAUGUUCACAACAAACCAAGAAGGUGGAAGAUAUACCGGUUCACAUGGAGUCACUUUGUCUGUCACAGGUCUCCAGGUGAUAUCACAUUCUAACAGGUUGAAGUGUCAGAGCAGUUGUCGUCUACCUAAUAAUCCUUCCUAUGUCUGGUACAAGAAUGGACAGGAAAUUCAGGCACAAACAUCUUAUUAUUUAAACUAUGUGUAUAAUUCAGACAGCUAUUCCUGUGCUCUUCAAGGAUAUAAGGACUUCCCCUCUCCUUCAGUGUGUGUCCAAGGUGAAUCCUGCAACAGAGUGACGUACACUGACAGAAGCAUCUGUGCCUCUGAAGGCUCUUCAGUGGACAUUUCUUGCACUUACAGCAGUUAUGAAGAUCAAGUUGAAUCAAAACUCUGGUUCAGUCGUGAGCGUAAUCAUCGAGGACAGAAUCCUUCCCAGCCUGAAGACCUUAGUACAGACUCCCAGUAUACAGGUCGUGUUCAUGUAGAAACAGAGAGAAGACGCUCCACUCUGAGAAUCUCUGACCUGAGAGAGAGAGACUCAGCUGAGUAUCACUUCAAAUUCAUAACACCAAACUUUGAAUGGAGGAGUAGUUUACCUGGAACAACUCUGACUGUCACAGCUCUGCAGGUUCAGGUGAUCAGAGUCUAUCAGUCUCAGACCUAUGCAGUACUGAAGUGUCACAGCAGCUGCAGUCCAGCUGGUCGUCUCUCCUACGUCUGGUUCAAGAACAGAGAACACAUUACCUCGGUGGAGACAUCUACUUAUACAACCUGGUUUAAUCCCACAGACCUCUUCUCCUGUGCGUUGAAAGGACAUGAGAAGUUCCCCUCUCCUUCAGUGUUGAUACAGGGUCAGGAUGACUGGGGAGUGACUUACACCUCUACUCAGAUCUGUGCUGUUAAUGGAUCAACAGUGAACAUACACUGCAGCUACACAUACCCAUCCAGACAUUCCUGGUGGAAAAGCAGUGUUAGAGUUGAGAAAGCAUUAUGGUUUAAUACAAUGAAUAAUAAUGAACCUGUAGAUCUGACAACAGACUCAGAAUAUUCAGGUCGUGUGCAGUACAGUUAUAAAAACAAGGACUGCACUCUGAGAAUCUCAGACCUGAGAGAGAGAGACUCAGCUGAGUACAAGUUCAUGUUCACAACAAACCAAGAAGGUGGAAGAUAUAUCGGUUCACCUGGAGUCACUUUGUCUGUCACAGGUCUCCAGGUGAUAUCACAUUCUAACAGGCUGGAGUGUCAGAGCAGUUGUCGUCUACCUAAUAAUCCUUCCUAUGUCUGGUACAAGAAUGGACAGGAAAUUCAGGCACAAACAUCUUAUUAUUUAAACUAUGUGUAUUAUUCAGACAGCUAUUCCUGUGCUCUUCAAGGAUAUAAGGACUUCCCCUCUCCUUCAGUGUGUGUCCAAGGUGAAUCCUGCAACAGAGUGACGUACACUGACAGAAGCAUCUGUGCCUCCGAAGGCUCUUCAGUGGACAUUUCUUGCACUUACAGCAGUUAUGAAGAUCAAGUUGAAUCAAAACUCUGGUUCCGUCGUGAGCGUAAUCAUCAAGGACAGAAUCCUUCCCAGCCUGAAGACCUUAGUACAGACUCCCAGUAUACAGGUCGUGUUCAUGUAGAAACAGAGAGAGGACGCUCCACUCUGAGAAUCUCUGACCUGAGAGAGAGAGACUCAGCUGAGUAUCACUUCAAAUUCAUAACACCAAACUUUGAAUGGAGGAGUAGUUUACCUGGAACAACUCUGACUGUCACAGCUCUGCAGGUGCAGGUGAUCAGAGUCUAUCAGUCUCAGACCUAUGCAGAGCUGAAGUGUCACAGCAGCUGCAGUCCAGCUGGUCGUCUCUCCUACGUCUGGUUCAAGAACAGAGAACACAUUACCUCGGUGGAGACAUCUACUUAUACAACCUGGUUUAAUCCCACAGACGUCUUCUCCUGUGCGUUGAAAGGACAUGAGAAGUUCCCCUCUCCUUCAGUGUUGAUACAGGGUCAGGAUGACUGGGGAGUGACUUACACCUCUACUCAGAUCUGUGCUGUUAAAGGAUCAACAGUGGACAUACGCUGCAGCUACAGAUACCCAGACUGGUGGAAAGGCAGUUAUACUAGAGUUGUGAGAACAUCAUGGUUUAUUAAAAUGAACAAUAAUGAACCUGUAGAUCUGACAACAGACUCAGAAUAUUCAGGUCGUGUGCAGUACAGUUAUAAAAACAAGGACUGCACUCUGAGAAUCUCAGACCUGAGAGAGAGAGACUCAGCUGUGUACAAGUUCAUGUUCACAACAAACCAAGAAGGUGGAAGAUAUAUCGGUUCACCUGGAGUCACUUUGUCUGUCACAGCAGAUCCAGGUCUCCAGGUGAUAUCACAUUCUAACAGGCUGGAGUGUCAGAGCAGUUGUCCUCUACCUAAUAAUCCUUCCUAUGUCUGGUACAAGAAUGGACAGGAAAUUCAGACACAAACAUCUUAUUAUUUAAACCCUGUGUAUUAUUCAGACAGCUAUUCCUGUGCUCUUCAAGGAUAUAAGGAUUUCCCCUCUCCUUCAGUGUGUGUCCAAGGUGAAUCCUGCUACAGAGUGACGUACACUGACAGAAGCAUCUGUGCCUCCGAAGGCUCUUCAGUGAACAUUUCUUGUUUGUACAACAGCUACAAUUAUGAUGACAAAUCAACAUUCUGGUUCCGUCGUGAGCGUAAUCAUCGAGGACAGAAUCCUUCCCAGCCUGAAGACCUUAGUACAGACUCCCAGUAUACAGGUCGUGUUAAGGUUAUUGAAACAGAGAGAGGACGCUCCACUCUGAGAAUCUCUGACCUGAGAGAGAGAGACUCAGCUGAGUAUCACUUCAAGUUCAUAACACCAAGAUUUGAAUGGAGUAGUUUACCUGGAACAACUCUGACUGUCACAGCUCUGCAGGUGCAGGUGAUCAGAGUUUAUCAGUCUCAGACCAAGGCAGAGCUGAAGUGUCACAGCAGCUGCAGUCCAGCUGGUCGUCUCUCCUACGUCUGGUUCAAGAACAGAGAACACAUUACCUCGGUGGAGACAUCUACUUAUACAACCUGGUUUAAUCCCACAGACGUCUUCUCCUGUGCGUUGAAAGGACAUGAGAAGUUCCCCUCUCCUUCAGUGUUGAUACAGGGUCAGGAUGGCUGGGGGGUAACUUACACCUCUACUCAGAUCUGUGCCUUACAAGGAUCAACAGUGGAAAUGCCGUGCACCUACAGAUACCCAUCCACAAUGAGUCAUCAAACUACUGAGCUGGUAAAAAGAUUAUGGUUUACUAAAGGGAGUAAUAAAGCACCUGUGGAUCUGAAAACAGAUUCAGACUACACAGGUCGUGUGGAGUAUUUCUUUGAUAACAACGGCUGCACUCUGAGAAUCUCAGACCUGAGAGAGAGAGACUCUGCUGAGUACAAGUUCAGGUUCAUAACAAACCAUGAUGGUUUCACUGGUUCACCUGGAGUCACUUUGUCUGUUACAGUUCCAGACCUCCAGGUGCAGGUGACAAGAUCAUGGACCCAGGGAGAGCUGAGGUGUCACAGCAGCUGUAAUGUACCUGAUAAUCCUUCAUAUGUCUGGUUCAAUAAUGGACAGAAAAUGGAUGGAGAAACAUCUUCUUCUCUCAGAGUCUCUGUUGAUGAUAACAACAGCUAUUCCUGUGCUGUUACAGGAUAUGAAGAUUACCGCUCUCCUCCAGUGUAUGGUCCAAAGCUUCCCUCUGUGUCAGUGAGUCCCUCUGCUGAGAUAGUGGAGGGCAGUUCAGUGACUCUGACCUGUAGCAGUGAUGCUAACCCAGCAGCUAAAUACACCUGGUACAAGGAGAAUGUAUACUUCAGACCUCCCCGUGAAGGACCACAGCUUGUCUUCAGCUCCAUCCAGUCCUCUGACUCUGGACAGUAUUACUGUACAGCUGAGAACGAGCUGGGGACGAAGACGUCUCAAUACAAAUCUAUUGAUGUGAAAUAUGCUCCAAAGGUUGUUCUCCUGUCUCUGACUCCCACUGGGGAUAUCAGAGAGAACAGUAGAGUGACUCUGACCUGUAGCAGUGAUGCUAACCCAGCAGCUACUUAUACCUGGUACAAGAAUGGUAAACCUCUCAAUAAAAAUACUCAGAUUGUAUUCAGCUCCAUCCAGUCCUCUGACUCUGGACAGUAUUACUGUGAAGCUGAGAACAAGUUGGGGAGGAGGACAUCUAGAUCCAUCUUUAUUAAUGUGAAAUAUGGUCCAAAGCUUCCCUCUGUGUCAGUGAGUCCCUCUGCUGAGAUAGUGGAGGGCAGUUCAGUGACUCUGACCUGUAGCAGUGAUGCUAACCCAGCAGCUACUUAUACCUGGUUGAAGAGCAAUGUAAAGCUCAGACCUCCCAUUGAAGAACAACAGCUGGUCCUCACGUCCAUCCAGUCCUCUCACUCUGGACAAUAUACAUGUAGAGCUAGGAACAGCCUGGGCUCUAACACAUCCAAACCCAUUUCUAUUAAAGUGAAAUAUGCUCCAAAUCUUCCCUCUACGUCAGUGAGUCCCUCUGGAGAAAUCAAGGAGGGCAGUUCAGUGACUCUGACCUGUCAAAGCAAUGCUUAUCCAGCAGCUAAAUACACCUGGUACAAGAAGAAUGGAAAUCCAGAACUUCAACCUCUCAGUGAAAAUAAACAGCUUGUCUUCAGCUCCAUCCAGUCCUCUAACUCUGGAGAGUAUUACUGUACAGCUGAGAAUGAGCUGGGGAGGAGGACAUCUAGAUCCAUCUCUAUUGAUGUGAAAUAUGGUCCAAAGCUUCCCUCUGUGUCAGUGAGUCCCUCUGCUGAGAUAGUGGAGGGCAGUUCAGUGACUCUGACCUGUAGCAGUGAUGCUAACCCAGCAGCUAACUACACCUGGUACAAGGAGAAUGAAGACUCACCAAAAGCAUCAGGACAGAUCUUCACCAUCACUGACUUCAGAGCUGAACACAGUGGGAAUUAUUACUGUGAAGCCCAGAACAGAAGAGGACGUCAGAACUCCACCUUACAUCUGACUGUUGUGGCAGGUUCUAUGAAAUCAGUAGCUGCUGGAUCCAUCACUGCUAUUUUCCUGGCUAUCAUAUUCCUCUGUGCCUUCCUAUUUAUUAGAAGAAAGAGAUCCUCGAAACGAACCACCGAGCCUGGAGAGAGACCAGACAACCAAGCUCAGGGUUCAGUGUAUGACAGCCCUUCAGCUCCAGUCCAGAGAACUCCAGCAGAGCAGCAGGACGACCUUUGCUAUGCCAGCGUGAGCUUCUCUAAAAACCAGGAAGAUGUUCUCUACUCCAACAUCAGGCUAGUUCAGCCCCACAGACACAAGGAGGAAGAGGAGGACGAGGAUGUGGAGUACACUGCUGUCAACUUUAAGAGUUCCAGUGCUACCACAGAAUCAGGAAAUCAAAAGGCUGUGGAGGAUUUAUCUGAACUGUACAGCACAGUCAGCAAACACCCAAGAGUUUGAACACAACACAAAUCUGUGGUCUCUUUAAAGGGCCGGGUUGGUAAUGUUGAAAAACUAGCAAGAUUUGAAGGAAGCAUCUCCUCGGUGCUCCGUCUAACCCCUCCCCCUGCCCUCUGGGCUCCCCCCCCCACACAGACAUGCACCCCCGCCUCACUACUUUAGACAGUGUUCAAGCAGGUUAAACACACAUUUCUGAGUAUUAGGAUUAAGUUGAUAUACUAUAUUUAUAUAUAUAUUAUAUUUUAUGCAUUUUUAUGACAGGCAGCGAUGGUCAUUUCUCUAGUGUCAUCAGUUAACGGCUGGUAAGUUUGUAAUUUAUAAAAAUACCAAUACAGAAUUUGCUUAAAAAUGCAAUAAUUUACUGCUAGUGUUAGCGAAUCAUCUUGUCAAGUACAUUUCUCCGUAUAUAUUUCUUUAUCACAAGUUUUCUACU
Sander lucioperca (pikeperch) is the source of this 6347-nucleotide messenger RNA. RefSeq lists its product as uncharacterized. NCBI's taxonomy places the organism in Eukaryota, Metazoa, Chordata, Actinopteri, Perciformes, Percidae. The transcript has 25 exons. The record is from RefSeq and is a predicted model, not a curated record. Bases 134 to 5914 code for a protein of 1926 amino acids.